AUGGGAUGGGCCGCGCGGUUCCUGACUGCGGUCUCAUUCCUCGCCUUGGGCGUCCUCUUCGCGCCGGACGCGCUCUUCGGCGGCGCCCCCGGCCGCCCAGCCGCCGGCGUCGCGGCGGCGAGGCUGGCCCAUGUACUCUGCUUCGCCACCGCAUGGGGGGCCGCGCUCUGGGUCACCUUCAUCGGCGGCAUCGUCAUGUUCAAGCAUUUGCCAAGGCACCAGUUCGGGAGUCUGCAGGGGAAGAUGUUCCCAGCAUACUUCAUGUUGAUAUCGGUGUGUUCAGCUAUAUCGGUUGCAGCAUUUGCAUACCUCAACCCAUGGAAGACAGCAUCAACUGUUGAGCGUUACCAGCUUGGUUUCCUUCUUGCUGCCCUCGGUUUUGACCUGUCCAACCUUCUGGUCUUCACCCCCAUGACUAUCGAGAUGAUGAUGAAGAGGCACAAGAUCGAGAAGGAUCUUGGCAUCGGUGGUGAGGUGGGACGGUCAAGGAAUGCCGAGUUGGCAAAGACAAACCCUGCACUCGCAGCGAUGAACAAGAAGUUCGGGAUGAUCCACGGGCUGUCGUCCCUGGCAAACAUCAUGGCAUUCGGCAGCCUGGCCAUGCACUCGUGGUACCUAGCGAGCAAGCUUGAGUUGUGA
Molecule: messenger RNA, 639 nt
Organism: Triticum turgidum subsp. durum (durum wheat)
Lineage: Eukaryota; Viridiplantae; Streptophyta; Magnoliopsida; Poales; Poaceae
Source: the annotation of a GenBank genome assembly